Molecule: messenger RNA, 4202 nt
Organism: Astyanax mexicanus (Mexican tetra)
Lineage: Eukaryota; Metazoa; Chordata; Actinopteri; Characiformes; Acestrorhamphidae
Gene: lrrc4ba
Product: leucine rich repeat containing 4Ba
Exons: 4
Coding region: 621-2819 (732 amino acids)
Cellular component (GO): plasma membrane
Molecular function (GO): protein binding
Source: RefSeq, a predicted model, not a curated record
GGUGGGUUUAGAGUCGGAGUGUGAGGCAGUCUGUGAGGGAGCAGGGCUGGAGUGCGUUUCUCCGCAGCAGUAGCAGCAGCAGCAGCAUCGCUGUGUAUGUGUGUGUGUGUGUAUGUUAAUGUGUGUGUGAGACAGAGAGAGAGGGAGAUAGAGAGACCCUGAGUGUUCCAAGGUGAUUUUACUGCUGGAUGAAGUGGACUCCAGGCCGAAUCCCCAGCCUCGCCUGAUGGAGCCAGCCCACUCUCCCAGCCCCUCCGCGAGGAUACGGACGCCAGCGAGCCCAGGAACACCGGCCACGAGCAAGAUGUAACACGCACAUUCCACGCAGAGGCUUCUCCAAUUCUCAGAGGACGCUUUAAGGAAAAGGAGGCAACAUAUGUAAAUGUGUCAUAUCUUCUUUAAAAAUAAACAAGGAAGGAACAAACGCAGACACAGAGGAGACGGCAGAUUGUUUCACCUGAACAAUGAGGGAAAACAAUGAACGACUAAAGUGAAAUCAACAGUCGGCUGUCAAUCGUGGAACUGGGAGACACCACACGGGAUUUUUUUUUUCUGGAAAAAUCGCUGGAAUCUGGAAUUAUACUCUUUUGGAUUACAGGAAGGGUCAUGACCCAGUUGCCAUGCGUAUCGCCACGGUGACCGGCCUUCCUAGCCCCUCCCCCCUCUUCCUCCUGCUGGCCCAGGUGUUGCUGUGGCUCCUCCUCCUUGGCCAAGAGGUAGCAGGAGCCACGUCUACCUGCCCCACGUCGUGCAGCUGCUCCAAUCAGGCCAGUCGAGUGAUCUGUACGAGGCAGAGCCUGGACGAGGUUCCUGAGAAUAUAUCCAACAACACGCGAUACCUCAACUUACAGGAGAAUUCCAUACAGGUGAUUAGAUCGGAUACCUUCAAGCACUUGCGGCACCUGGAGAUCCUCCAGCUUUCCAAGAAUCAAAUCCGGCAGAUCGAGGUUGGCGCAUUCAAUGGCCUCCCGAACCUCAACACACUGGAACUGUUUGACAACCGACUCACGCUGGUACCAUCACAGGCUUUUGAGUACCUCAGCAAGCUGCGGGAGCUCUGGCUUCGCAACAAUCCUAUCGAGACGCUGCCGGGCUACGCCUUCCACCGGGUGCCCUCCCUUCGUCGCCUCGACCUGGGAGAGCUCAAGAAGCUGGAUUAUAUUUCAGACGCUGCCUUUGUCGGCCUCAUCAAUCUGCGCUACCUAAACUUGGGAAUGUGCGGCCUGAAGGAUAUCCCCAACUUGACGCCCCUGGUUCGACUUGAGGAACUUGAGCUUUCUGGAAACAGGCUGGAGAUCAUAAGACCUGGAUCUUUUCAGGGUUUGGAGUCUUUGCGCAAACUGUGGCUCAUGCAUUCUCAAAUGACCGUCAUUGAGCGCAAUGCAUUUGAUGAUCUCAAGAGCCUUGAGGAGCUAAACUUGUCUCACAAUUCUCUUCACUCUCUGCCCCAUGACCUCUUCACGCCCUUGCAGAAGCUGGAAAGAGUGCAUCUCAACCACAAUCCCUGGGUUUGUAAUUGUGAUGUGCUGUGGCUCAGCUGGUGGCUGAAGGAAACAGUACCCAGCAACACCACUUGUUGCGCCCGGUGCCACGCACCACCCUAUUUAAAGGGGAAGUACAUUGGCGAGCUUGACCAGAGUCAUUUCACCUGCUAUGCCCCCGUCAUUGUUGAGCCACCCACUGACCUCAAUGUGACCGAGGGCAUGGCUGCUGAGCUCAAGUGCCGCACUGGAACCUCCAUGACCUCUGUCAACUGGAUCACGCCCAAUGGUACCCUGAUGACCCAUGGAUCGUACCGUGUCCGAAUCUCUGUGCUGCACGACGGAACGCUAAACUUCACCAAUGUCACAUUGCGCGAUACAGGCCAGUACACCUGUAUGGUGACCAACUCGGCGGGGAACACAACAGCAACAGCUGUCCUGAAUGUCACUGCAGCUGACGCCAGUGUGAACUACACCUACUUCACCACUGUAACUGUGGAAACUGUGGAAUCCACAGGCGAUGAAGAUUCGGCCUUGCGUUCAAUCAAUGAGACCAUCAUCCACAUCCCUGGUCCAACACCUUCUGGGCGUCUUUGGCACGAUGUAAUCCCGACCACUGCUUCAUCUCUGUCGGUUUUCGGCUCAUCUUCUUCUCCCCGUGCAACCAAACCAACCUUUACUGUCCCGGUCUCUGAACCAAGUUACCCUUCUGGCCUGGAUGACGUGAUGAAGACCACCAAGAUCAUCAUUGGCUGCUUUGUGGCGAUCACUUUCAUGGCAGCUGUGAUGCUGGUGGUUUUCUACAAGCUUCGGAAACAACACCAGCUCCACAAGCACCACGGACCAGCACGAGCCAUCGAGAUCAUCAAUGUGGAGGAUGAGAUUGGAGCUGGGGCCAGCGUUCGAGGCAGCGGCAUCAGCGGCGGCUCAACCGUGCCCCAGGUAGGAUCUGGAGGAGGGAGCUUACGGCUGCACCACCCAGAGAUUGUCAACUUGCCCAACCUUGCUCGGGCGGAGCACCUCAACCACUACUACAAGCCCCACCAUUUCAACAACAACAUGAUGGGCCUGAGCCUCUCUGGAGGCUCUGGAGUUGGCCUCAACAACAACAACAACCCUUCCCCUUGCUCCCAGUCCCAACCCACACCUAUCUCUUGUGCACAGAUGCCCAUUUCUGUGGGCACCUUACCAUGCUCCAUUCCCUCCUCGAUGCCCCUGCCCAACCUUGGGCUCCACGGCUCACUCAAAGGCCUGAUAGGUAAAGGGCAGAACCCUCAGAUCGAGCCCCUACUCUUCAAGAGUGGCUCUAAGGAGAACGUCCAAGAGACUCAGAUCUAAAACAGGAAGAGAGUGAGAGUGAGAGUGUGUGUGAAAGAGAGAGAGAGAAAAAUAUAGAGAGAAUGAAGAUUAGGGAGAUGAAAAGAGGGAAGAAAAAUGGAGGGAUAGCAUCAAGAAGACAGUAACAGAUGAAGGGCACUGGCUGUUCAGCCCCCGUGGGUAUGUUCUCAGGAGUAACGAGCGAGGUAGACCCAGCAUUGUAUGACAUAUUACCUACACAGGAAUAAGACAUAGCUGUGAAUCGCUACAAAGCCAGCACAACAAUGACACAGAGAGGGAGAACGAGAGCGAGGAAGACAAGAUGACCACACUGCGGUUAGGAUAACACUUUCUUUUCCGAACAUCAGGAACUCGCACUCCGAUCAAUUUCAAAACAUCAGGCUCGCAAAGCGUCGAUACAGUACCAACACAUUUUGAAUAGGAUCAGUUCCACGAGCCAAACGUGCACAUAUCUGUGCCAAAGUGAAAAUGCGCAUCAGCAUCACGAUAGCAUGUCUGCAAACACUAUCGCACAGAAAGAGUUAAGAGCUGAUCGUAGAGAACAGUGUCAGACACUUGGUGUAACAACACUUCUUAGUGCUUAGUUCUGUGCUGAGAUGUUCAGAGAAGAAUAUACAGUGCAAUGCAGGAGAUUUUUAGGAGAAAUAUAUAAACAAAAUGAGAGGAGAUAGAUGUUACAUGUACAGAAUGUAAGCAGAUAGGAAAGAGAUAGACAUCAUCUGUGCAAGCAUUAAAAGCAUUCUAGGAGAAAGGAACUACAGAAAGCAAUGAUUAGCCUAUCAUUUCGUUCUAAACCGAGGUUCGGUUCAGUAGUGUUCAGAGAACGGCUUCAGAGGACGGUGGAUUAGACAGACCAGCACUGUGUUGAGGGCUUGUGUUUUGUUCUGAUGAUGGACUCUGCCAUAUUCUCACUUUCUCCCCCACCCUUUAACACCUUCACGAGGAGGUGGAAGGAAACGAGAGAGGAAGGAAAGGAAAAAAAGACAAAUUCAAGACUUUCGACAUUUUUUUGUUUUGUUUUAUUUUUUUUUUUAUAAAAGAACCUAAAAGGGCAUAAGACGAUGAUCUAAAAAGAGAAUUCUAAAGAGAAAAGAUUAAUAAUAAACUGUGAAAGUAUACACAAUAUAUAAAUCUAUUUUCAUUCAGAGAGAUAAAUUAUAAAAAAAAACUUUAAAUUUCUUUUUUUUGUUCGUUUUUUCUUUUGCUUUUUUUUCUGAAACACUGAAAGCCACGGCUUUUGAAGAAUCAAGCUGCAGCUGCAGUCGUAGCUGCACUUUGACACUGGGAGAAACCUUAUUUUAUGUUGGCUUACGAACAGUCAACGAUGCCCGUCUGUGGGACACCAGACGGUCGCAUUCACGGGCGAAGGGGUGGGGGGGGGUU